Molecule: messenger RNA, 2077 nt
Organism: Chinchilla lanigera (long-tailed chinchilla)
Lineage: Eukaryota; Metazoa; Chordata; Mammalia; Rodentia; Chinchillidae
Gene: Glyctk
Product: glycerate kinase
Exons: 5
Coding region: 151-1722 (523 amino acids)
Biological process (GO): protein phosphorylation
Cellular component (GO): cytoplasm
Molecular function (GO): glycerate kinase activity
Source: RefSeq, a predicted model, not a curated record
CAGGAACUUUGGACUUGGGGCACGAGAAUCCAGAAGGCCAGCGUGUGAUCUGCAGAAGAGGAGGACUUGCUGGGUGGCGGGACUGGGCUCCAAGGACUGGAAUGAGAUCAGGCAGCCAUGGGUAUGAGGUGAUGCUGAGAGCAGAGGGGCAUGGCUGCAGCCCUGCAGGUUCUGCCCUAUCUGGUCCGAGCCCCCUCACGUCCACUCUUCUGGGGCUACCCAGUGGCCCGCCUGGCCAGUGGCAUGGCCUUGUCAGAGCAGGCACAACAGCUGUUUGAGAGUGCUGUGGGUGCCGUGCAGCCCGGCCCCAUGCUGCAGAGAGCACUGUCCUUGGAUCCAGAUGGCAUACAGCUGAAGGUACGGGACCGGAGCUUCCAGCUGCAGCAGAACCUGUACCUCGUGGGCUUUGGCAAGGCUGUACUGGGCAUGGCAGCUGCGGUGGAGGAGCUACUGGGCCAUCAUCUUGUGCAGGGUGUGAUCAGCAUUCCCAAGGGGAUCCGUGCUACCAUGGAGCGUGCUGGCAAGCAGGAGCUAUUGCUGAAGCCACAUAGCCGUGUCAAGGUAUUUGAAGGGGCAGAAGACAACUUACCAGAUCGUGAUGCACUGCGGGCUGCACUGGCCAUCCAGCACCUGGCUGAGGGUCUCACAGCUGAUGACCUGCUACUUGUGCUUAUCUCAGGUGGGGGCUCAGCGCUGUUGCCUGCUCCUAUCCCACCUGUCACACUGGAGGAGAAACUGAUGCUCACCAAGCUGCUGGCGGCCCGAGGAGCCACCAUCCAGGAGCUGAACACCAUCCGAAAAUCUCUGUCCCAGCUCAAGGGUGGAGGGCUGGCUCAGGCUGCCUACCCUGCUCAGGUGGUGAGCCUGAUCCUGUCAGAUGUGGUGGGGGACCCUGUGGAUGUGAUUGCCAGCGGCCCCACUGUAGCCAGCACCCACAAUGUGCAAGAUUGCUUGAACAUCCUCAAUCGUUAUGGACUUCGUGCUGCCCUGCCGCGUUCUAUAAAAACUGUGCUUGCUCAGGCAGACUCUGACCCCCGUGGGCCACACACCUGUGGUCAUGUCCUCAAUGUGAUCAUUGGCUCUAACGUGCUGGCACUGGCAGAGGCUCAGAGGCAGGCCCAGCUGCUAGGCUACCGGGCUGUGGUGUUGAGCGCAGCCAUACAGGGUGAUGUGAAAAGUGUGGCUCAGUUCUAUGGGAUGCUAGCCCGUGUGGCUGGAGCCCACCUCACCUCAUCCACAGCUGGGGCCUCUGUGGAGGAGAACGCAAAACUCUGUGAACUUGCAGCUGAGCUCCGGCUUGCAGACCUGCAGCUGGAGGAGGUGCUGGUGGCUAUAGCAGAGACUAAGAGCCCAGUCUGCCUGCUGGCUGGUGGGGAGCCCACAGUGCAGCUGCAGGGCUCAGGCAAGGGUGGCCGGAACCAAGAACUGGCCUUGCGUGUUGGAGCAGAGCUUGCAAGGUGGCCACUGGGGCCUGUUGAUGUACUAUUUUUGAGUGGUGGCUCUGAUGGGCAGGAUGGACCCACUGAUGCUGCUGGGGCCUGGGUCAUGCCUGAGCUUACUGGCCAGGCUGCUGCUGAGGGGCUGGACGUGACCACUUUUCUAGCCCACAAUGACUCUCACACCUUCUUCUGCCGCCUCCAUGGUGGAUCACACCUGUUACACACAGGGCUGACAGGAACCAAUGUCAUGGACAUCCACCUCCUGUUGCUGCAGCCUCAGUGACAGAAUAGGUCCAAAAAAGGCCAGAAAGACCAGAGUGGGUCCCUAGGACCUUGUCAUGCUUUAGGGUUCCUCCCCUCCUCAGCCUUGGCUGCUUGGUUGGUCCUCCCACUUCCCACUUCUGCUCUGUGUUCAUUCCCCACAGUGAGUUUUGUAGAUGGGUGCAGAGCAGAGGGUGGCUUCCCUGCACCUCUCCUUUCUGCCAUGGAAGCAGGCAGCCCUGAAGUCCAGGACAAGCCUGUUGGCCAGUUCACUGUCGUGGAUCUUCUCCCCUGUGCAUUCUCUCUGACUGGCCUGUCAGCCUAUUUCUUCUGUGAAUGAAGCUAGAAAGACUGGAAAUAAAAAGGACCACAUUGGG